AUGGGCAGCAUCAGGCGCAUUAAAACCAAGCGGCGCACCCGCGACCUUGACCAAGUCAAAGCAGAUCUCAAGUUCCCCAAACACCUUUCUCAGCACAAAAAUUCCAAGGCAUCCGAAGACUUACCAGGAUUGGGCGCUUUCUAUUGCGUCGAAUGCGCCAAAUACUUUUCGGAUAGUCACAAUUUAAACGAACAUCGGAGGGGAAAAAAUCACAAGAGACGUGUGCGAAUGCUUAGGGAAGAGGCACAUACUCAAAAGAUGGCCGACGCAGCCGUGGGUUUGGGAACGGACAGUCGCCGCUCACAGCACUCGGAGCAAGAAUCGACGAACGAGACCGUGGAAGAUAUCUAG
This is a messenger RNA of Rhinocladiella mackenziei CBS 650.93, 351 nucleotides long. RefSeq lists its product as uncharacterized. The record is from RefSeq and is a predicted model, not a curated record. NCBI's taxonomy places the organism in Eukaryota, Fungi, Ascomycota, Eurotiomycetes, Chaetothyriales, Herpotrichiellaceae. The transcript is spliced from 3 exons. Gene Ontology annotation, molecular function: nucleic acid binding; zinc ion binding. Bases 1 to 351 code for a protein of 116 amino acids.